AUGGAAACCCAGCCACGCUUCAAAUUACACAUACAGGAUGACGAAGAACGACCGGAAAAUUGGGGACUGUACAGUUCACUGGCCAUGUUAUACGAAGCCAAGCUUUUCCAUCUCACUGGCUUGCAAGAGCUCAGUAGGGAGACGAUGCAGGUGUAUUGGGCCAUACGCAAUCUCUCUUCUCUGAAAGAUUCCGCGAUUCACUUAACUCGGAAAGUUGAAUUCCCCUCGUGGAGUGACAUGCUGGAGAGGAUUGCAACUCGGUUUGAGAGCCGAGUGCCUUGGGACUUGUUGGGAGCUACCGUGGCCCUUCAUGUUGGGGAAUUGACUCAUCCACUCCCGGAGAUCCCUCUUGAAUUCGUCAGAUCUGGCAAGCCGAAACUGUCCAUAUUCAUGCUCUUCGCGAACGCUGUCAUAUUCCACAUCAACAUGUUCAUGCGAGAUCUUCCGCGGGGCUUGCCCUUUUAUAACCUACUCUCCGAUCGAUUGCGAGUUAACUUAGAGGCUGUCGACCUAGUAUAUCUGCAUAAGGAGUAUCCUGAAAUGAUACUUUGGAUUCUGCUGAUGGGUGGUUUGGGGAGCUCGGGCACUCCUAAUCGUCGAUGGUACGCUAAACUUUUCGCUGGGAUCUGUGUAUCUUCGGGGCUACGAGGAGGGAAUGCAAUUUCGCAUGCAUUGGCCGGGUUCCUCUGGACUGAAUUAUAUCGGACGCCGGUGACUAGCGGGUUCUGGAAUGAUGUUGCUAGGGCUCAGGGAAUUGAGGGAGGCUACGACGUAAGGACACUCACAGCGCAUGUCUCAGUGGCUGUUUUUAAUGCACCCCCGGAUAUGUCAGAAUAA
This is a messenger RNA of Hyaloscypha bicolor E, 837 nucleotides long. RefSeq lists its product as uncharacterized. The coding region runs from base 1 to 837 and encodes 278 amino acids. The transcript has 3 exons. The record is from RefSeq and is a predicted model, not a curated record. NCBI's taxonomy places the organism in Eukaryota, Fungi, Ascomycota, Leotiomycetes, Helotiales, Hyaloscyphaceae.